This is a messenger RNA of Dothidotthia symphoricarpi CBS 119687, 435 nucleotides long. RefSeq lists its product as uncharacterized. NCBI's taxonomy places the organism in Eukaryota, Fungi, Ascomycota, Dothideomycetes, Pleosporales, Dothidotthiaceae. The transcript is spliced from 2 exons. Bases 67 to 435 code for a protein of 122 amino acids. The record is from RefSeq and is a predicted model, not a curated record.
CCCAAAACCCAUGUAGAAGCAUCGAGUCUGACCUUGCACUAAGGUAGAAAGGACACGCAAUUUACGAUGAUGGAUCCACGUCAAUCUGACGGAUACUGGAGGCUAACAUCCAAGUUGUAUGCCGCUUAUGCACAUUUUCUCAAGUUCCACCGAUCAUUGUCAUCAUUAUCAUUGUCGCUUAGCCAUAACUUCAAUAUGAAGAAUAUCGCCAUCAUCGUUUUUAGCUGCAUGGCUAUGCAGUCAUGGGCUCUUCCUGUCGAAGGCCGCGCUGUUGCUGUCGGCCCUAUCAUCGAAGAAGCUGGCGAGGGCUACGAGAGCAAGCGUGCGGUCGCUGUCGGUCCCAUCAUCGAAGAAGCUGGCGAGGGCUACGAAAGUAAGCGUGCUGUCGCUGUUGGUCCGAUCAUCGAAGAGGCUGGCGAGGGAUACGAGUCUUAA